This is a messenger RNA of Sycon ciliatum, 8175 nucleotides long. RefSeq lists its product as uncharacterized. Gene Ontology annotation, molecular function: calcium ion binding. NCBI's taxonomy places the organism in Eukaryota, Metazoa, Porifera, Calcarea, Leucosolenida, Sycettidae. The record is from RefSeq and is a predicted model, not a curated record. Bases 536 to 7318 code for a protein of 2260 amino acids. The transcript has 30 exons.
CGCAGGCAUUAUUGAUUGUGACAGCCGCGGUACUUCUCAGAGAAACCCAGUCACCAGGAAUAUGUCUUGACUUCACUCCGGUGAUGCCUUCGGAAGAAGAUCCAAUGAUUAUGUUUGAGUGCCCUUGCAACAGAUCAGUGGCUCGCCUGCUCAUUCCUUUGGAGACUUGUCCCAUUCGGCCUCUGGUCGACUGUUCUGUGGUAGACUGCCGGGUCUGAGCCCACACCCCGGUCACAGGCGCUAGGCGCGUUUUCUGAAAUCUGGGUCCGUAACGCAACAGAUCGGAUGUUCAGAUAGUUUGGAUUUCACCGUCGUAUGCUUUUCGCGCUGAACCGAGGAACGAGUCAGCAGCUUACACGCACGCUCGGACUGGGAAGUUGAGCUUAGCACAGGAAGUCGCUACGUCGGAGAGCUUCAGGGAUCUGUACGACGUGUGUGGUGAAGUGAAGCGUGCACAAGCUAAACCGCGGAGCGGAGUGCUUAUGUCAGUAGAAGUAACCAAUCUCAAUCACAUUGCGGACACGACGCUGCAACGAUGAAAGUGUUGCUCCUUGCCAUAGUUUGCAGUGCGCUACUGUUGGUUGUGUUGGGUCAGGAUGGCAACGACAGACUUAUCGUCACAGUCAGCCCAGCCCGAGCACAUCGUCGUGUUGGAGGCUCGGUAGAGUUUCACUGUGCUGCUGACCUGUCAGAGCUGAACAACCCCAGUGCAGCACAGGUGAGGUCUGUAGGCUGGCGUCGACCGCGGUUCAGAGCACUGCCACGCUUCAGGCACGUGAUAUUCAUGGGUGAAGGCGAUGAAGCUCAGCAAGGCCCUGCAAUGGCGAACAACACGCUGCUGAUCUUCUCGCUACGUUUUGAAGAUCAAGGCGCAUAUCUGUGCGAAGUGACCUUGUCUACUGGCUUGCAGGAAACUGCCUCUGCUUCUUUGCUUGUUGAUGACGUCCGUGGAACAGAGCAACCCAGCGUUAUAGACGUAACUACAGCAAUUGCACCUGACCCAACUGAUGUACCGCCCACUGAUGCCGGUCCAGUGACUGCUGAACCAGCCGACACUACAGCACUACCAGGCACAGAUCCUGUUGCCAAUCCAAACACUCCUGGAGCAGUCCCACCCGAAGACCAAGGCACGACACAACCGCCUGGUCCACCCGGCCCUGACUUUGCUGGCCCAAGACCAUCUCCUAUUGUUCCUGAUGAUGCAGGAAACCCAGGAUUACCAGGUGGUGAUGCGGGCAAUCCAGUAUUGCCAGGUGGUGAUGCGGGCAAUCCAGUAUUGCCAGGUGGUGAUGCGGGCAAUCCAGUAUUUCCAGGUGGCGAUGCGGGCAAUCCAGGAUUGCCAGGUGGCGAUGCGGGCAACCCAGGAUUACCAGGUGGCGAUGCGGGCAAUCCAGUAUUUCCGGGUGGCGAUGCGGGCAAUCCAGGAUUGCCAGGUGGCGAUGCGGGCAACCCAGGAUUACCAGGUGGCGAUGCGGGCAACCCAGGAUUGCCAGGUGGUGAUGCGGGCAAUCCAGUAUUGCCAGGUGGUGAUGCGGGCAAUCCAGUAUUUCCAGGUGGCGAUGCGGGCAAUCCAGGAUUUCCAGGUGGUGAUGCGGGCAAUCCAGGAGUGCCAGGUGGUGAUGCAGGAAAUGAUCCUGAUACAAUUCCACCACAGCAACCACCGACACCAUCUCCAUGUUUGACCAAUCCCUGUCAACACAGUGGCAUCUGUAUGGAACGCCGCAUUGGUGGCGCCUACACAUGCAUAUGUCAACCUGGAUGGACAGCAGAUAACUGUGACCAAGACACUAACGAAUGUUCAAACGGGCUGCACGACUGUCCACAGCGCAAUUCGGAAUGUGUCAACAUUCCAGGGAGUUACAUUUGCCAAUGUGACCCUGGAUAUGAACUAAUCAAUGGUGUCUGUGUUGACACGAAUGAGUGUGAGUCGGAGGCGGUGGAGUGCAGCACGGAGGUGAUUGGAGCCUGUAUAAACAUACCAGGGUCAUAUAUUUGUGAAUGUCCAACUGGAACUACUGGUGAUGGUCGAACUUGUGAACCAAUUGAAUGCCCGGAGUUGCGUGCUCCACCCAAUGGCCAGGUAGCCCUCAGUGAUGGUCUGAACAUCAACUCUAUAGCAGACUACACAUGUGAUGUGGGCUUUGAUACUAGAGACUUGACAAUACGUGUGUGCUUCAGUCAUGGCAGCUGGACGGGAGUGGAGCCCAAAUGCAAUGACGUAGAUGAAUGUGAAAGUGGCACCCAUGAGUGUCACAUCAAUGCAGAAUGUGUGGACACAAUCGGAUCCUAUCAAUGUAUCUGCAGGCUGGGAUAUUCCGGCAAUGGCACUUACUGCACGCAGAUCAUGUGUCCCAUGCUGGACAAGCCGGAGAACGGCAAUGUGCAGGUCAGCGGUCGUUCCUACAGAGACCAGGCAACUUUUGAAUGCUUCCCGGGCUUUCGUCUAAAUGGACUCGAUGUGCUGGUGUGCCUGAUCGAGGGGUCAUGGAGCGACGAGCCACCGUCAUGCGAUGAUGUGGAUGAGUGCAGUGAAGGUCUACAUGACUGCUCGCCAUCAGCAGACUGUGUGAAUACGGAGGGCAGUUAUGAAUGCAUAUGCAGAGACGGUUAUACUGGCAACGGCGUCGUAUGUACUCGAAUUCAAUGUCCUGAGCUGGCUGACCCAGCCAAUGGUGGUGUCCAGGUUGUGCCACCGGACCGCUACUUCAUGUCCCGUGCAUUCUACACAUGCAUGCAAGGCUACUCCCUGGAUGGUGUUGACAUACGCGUGUGUGCUAUGCAGGGACAGUGGACAGACAAAGAGCCACGCUGCAACGAUGUGGAUGAAUGUGCACUUGGCAAUCAUGGAUGUCAUAUCAAUGCUAACUGUAUUAAUACCAAUGGAUCCUACAUGUGUGUAUGUCUCCCUGGUUAUUAUGGUGAUGGCCGUGAUUGCAUAAAGAUCACCUGUCCACAGUUGCAGCCAUUGGACAAUGGACGCAUACGUCUGAGUGAUGGUAACAACUAUCAGUCGGUGGCGACACACACCUGUAUGAUAGGCUAUCAGCUAGCUGGACAGCGACGUCGUGUCUGUCAGAACACAAGUGCAUGGUCUGGUGAUAAUCCAACUUGUGUCGAUGUGAAUGAGUGCCUGGACAAUCCGUGCAGUCCGAACGCUCGCUGUAUCAAUGAACCAGGAUCAUUCCGCUGUGUGUGUUUGGAUGGAUACACCGGUGAUGGGUUUGUGUGCAGGGAUAUUGAUGAGUGUGCUCUGGGAAUACACGACUGCCAUCGCAAUGCCGUGUGUGUCAACCUACCAGGCACAUACAACUGUGAAUGUGUAGCUGGGUACACUGGGAAUGGACGAGUUUGUGUGUCCAAUGAAUGUGACGACUUGAACAAUCCACUUCACGGCACAGUGCGCAUCUUUGGCAGUGGUGUUGGAGCCAUUGCUAUCUACUUCUGCAACUCCGGUUUUAACAUCGCUGGCGGGAGAAUUCGCUACUGUGAAGACGGUGGCCAAUGGACUGGGCAGGAGCCAAUGUGCAAUGAUCGCGACGAGUGCAGUAAUGUGCGCUGCCAUCCACUAGCUACAUGCCGUAACACUCCCGGCGCGUAUGAGUGUAUUUGCCCACCUGGUUACACCGGAGAUGGGCGGCGAUGUGUCCCCAUUGAUCCCUGUGCUAAUGGAAUACAUGGCUGUGAUGUCAAUGCUGAAUGUGAUGCAAGUACCGGUGUAGCAGUGUGUUCGUGUGAAGAAGGUUUCACUGGCACAGGACAAGCAUGUAGUGACGUAGAUGAGUGCAGUGAUGCGGCAAGAUUAACAAACUGCGACAAGGCAGCACUGUGCUUCAACCUGAUUGCUACAUAUGAAUGUGUCUGCCCGAGUGGGUACACAGGCAAUGGUACACAUUGUCAACCAUUGGACCCAUGCCGUGAUGUUGUGUGUGGAAUACACGCCGUAUGUGUGGAGACAACACCACCGGGUGCAGAUCAACGUACAGCUGAAUGUCGAUGUGAAGACGGUUACUAUGGUGAUCCAGCAGUUAUGUGUGUCUAUGUAGACCCAUGUGACAGUUUACCAUGUGGCGUGGAGGGUGUUGUCUGUGCUGGCUCAACACACGGUUACAACUGUACUUGUCUGCCAGGAUAUGAACAAGUCAGUCCCACUGUUUGCAAAGAUGUGAAUGAGUGUAUUGAAGCUGUGGAUGUUUGUGAUCAGAAUGCACUCUGCACUAACCUAGCCGGCAGUUACCUGUGCACAUGUGAGAAUGGCUUCAUCGGCAAUGGGGAAGUAUGUGGCGAUCAGGAUGAGUGCUUCGAUAGUCCCUGCGGAGAGAACUUUGAGUGCAAGAAUACAGUCGGAUCAUAUGUGUGUGAUUGUCCCGAAGGUUCUUUUAUGGAUGGUCAGGUCUGUGUGCGUAUUGUACCAGGAAAAUGUGUGAAGAAUGGCGUGGAGCUGGAUAUUGAUGAAACCAGGGACUUUCCCCUCACCGAAACUCGCCGUGCUUCACCGCCUGCUGCUGACAUCAUCUUUGUCAUUGACGAAUCGGCGUCCAUGGUAACUGAGCAUCAAUGGCUGAGUCGUCUCAGUGAUCAGUUAGACAAAGCACUGGCAGUGCAAGGAAUUGGUAUUGCCAUGCCCAACUACUUCGGCUUGGUUGGGUUUGCCAAGGACAGUCCUGCUCACAAGACAGGGCGCAUUAUCCGCAUGGAGAACGGUCGCUUGUUUGGCUCGGCUCUGGAUUUGAGUGAUGCGACAGUAGAGCUGGCACUGGAUGGGCGUGAUGAGGACAUGUACUAUGGUAUAGUGACCGCUCUUGAACAGUAUCCAUUCCGACCUGGUCUAGCGUGUCAGAUUGUGGGUGUAACGGAUGAAGGCCGCACCGUCUUACCACCUCCAGUCAACUCCAGCCUUACAGCGUCACCGACAUUCAACACUAUACUGGCAAUGCUACAAGAAAAGAACUGCGCACUCAAUGUUGUUGUCAAUCAACAGAUGUCAGCUGACAGUAAAAGUGCGCUGGGUGUUGGAAGCAGUCGAGACGGAUUUGUUGAGGUUGGAAGUGGCGAGUUUGAAGUACUGCGUGGUGUUGGAGUUGCCAAUGUGGACUCUGCACAUGGCAGUACUCAUCGCGCCUAUACCCUGUUGGCAUUCGCCACCGGUGGAGGAGCCUGGGACUUGAAUAAAUUGCGAGUCGGUGGCCCCACAGCCGAUGCGUUCACCAAAGCAUUUGUGUGGCUCAAGGAACGCGAGAUCACACGGCAGCUUUGUGAGCGCUGUGUCUGCAUAGAAGGUGAACCAAUGCCAUUAUGUCAAAAAGGAUGCUUUGGUGAACCACCAUUUGAGAUCAUAGUGACUGGUGGUGAAGGCGGCGGUGGUGGUCCCAAAGCGCCAGAAGAUGUUCCUGAUGCUGUCAAUCCCGGCGGCGUAGCAGAGUUCCAUUGCUAUGCUGAAGGUGAUCCGGCACCGUACUUUACCUGGGUGCUGGCUGAUGGUGGCGACUUGCCAAGUGCUCAUGACAUUCUCGGCGACCAAGGCAACAUCCUGCGACUGCGCGAUGUGACGAGACGCACAUGUGUCCGCUGCAUUGCUAUCAACAGCCAGGGCAACUCCAGUGCGGUGCAGUGUAUCAACGUUGCUCAGUCGUGCCCUACGGAAGGCGGUGCGGAAAUACUACAUGGCACUUCUGAGCGCAAUUACUCUACUAUACGAGGCGAUGACAUUGUCAACCUACCCGGCUCAGCAUUGGUAGUGUUUGUGGUGGAUGAGUCUGGUUCUAUGGUCGGUGAACACCAGUGGCUAAAAACCAUGGCCGUAACGUUGGAGCAGAAUCUUGUUGAGCGUGAUGUACGUGGAAAUCAGUAUGCUCUAGUAGGAUUUGCCAGCCCUAACCCUAGGCCAGAAUCAGCGCUUGGUCGUAUUGUUCCUGUUGGUCGCCAGGGACAGCACUGUGGCAGUGCAGCUCAGCUUCGACAAAGUCUCGAAGGUUUACACAUCGAUGGUCGGCGUGAGGAUGGCUACUCCGCUAUGGCAACGGCUCUCAAUCAGCUAUCAUGCAUGCAGGAGCGCAAGACACGCAGCGCCAGCGAACUCGUUGUAGCCUGUCAAAUUAUUCUCAUUACAGAUGAAGAUCGAGAUGCAGAAACAGACUGGACAUAUGAUCGUGUACUGAACGACUUGGCUCGAGAGGACUGUAUCCUGAAUGUAGUUGUUCAAGGACGAUUCCGUGGCCGGGAUAAGAUUGGUCGAUACUUCCGUGCACUUGGUUUGGAUCGGCGUGGUCGAGCUGUGGUGGCCACUCCAGACCUGACUGACUUUGCAUUCUUACCCAAUGGAGAGUUUGUGAAGGACACCGGAUUUGGUACAACUAAGCCAGAUUACAUAGUCAUGGCUAACGAAACUGGUGGUGGUGCAUGGGACUUGUCCAUGCUCAGAACGGAGCAGUACAGAGAGUCAUUCACCAAAGGCUUCAUUGCUUCCAAGGUGGAGGAGAUCCAGUUGCAGAUCUUUGGCACGUGCAAGGAAUGCCUGUGCACCAACGGCUCACUGGUUUGUCAGCUACUGCCAGGUGUCAGCACUCGCACACGCUGUAUUUCACCACCAACAUCAACGUCUCUACGAGUCCAGUUUGGUGAUGGCAAUGCUGAAGUGGGAGAAGGUGACUUGUUGCGUCUCCAGUGCAAUGCAACCAAUACACAGGGCGACAAGGUAACCGUUGUGUUCAGACCACAUCCCAUUGCUGCCAUCCAAGUGGGCAAUGAUCUCUUCUUCCGCAACAUCUCCAAGGCUGACAUGGGCCGAUACACAUGCCUGGCAAGAACAGCGCAGGGGCAAACGGAAGCAUUCCUUGACCUGAAUGUUGUUGACAGAGCUCCUGUAGCAACACCGGGACCUAUCCGUCCAGGUGCUGGAUCCAGCAACAGUGGUGCGGACAAUGGCGGCGUGCCUGCAGGAACCGGUGGUCCAGACAUGCCAAACUCUGGCAAUAGUGACCUGGUGAUACCGUUCAGUGAUGUCAGUAUACACGCCAGCAUGGCAAACCUUGUGCUGGGUGAUGCACUGGUGUUGACGUGCUGCGUGGGACCACGUGCAUACCCAGUACUCGACUGGUACUUCCUAGAUGCCAAUGGCUACGAGCUACCACUGCCAGCCACCUCAGUCAUCUCCGAUAAAGGACAGCUGGUGAUUGUUUCGCUUGCAGCAGAACACAGCGGACGAUACCAGUGCGUACACAGAACACUAUCCGGAGCAGAGGCUGGAGAAACAACUGUGCGAGUACGCGGUCAAGACGUCAACAUCUCGCCUACAUCAUCACAGUGCACCGUUAGAAACUGACCAAGAAUGGCCAUGCACCCUCAUCGGAAACUGAACAAGAAUGGCCAUGCACCCUCAUCAGAAACUGACCAAGAAUGGCCAUGCACCCUCAUUGACUUUCAGUGACUACACGUGAGAUCUCUGCUGUGAGAACAUGAAUUCCAAUGAACUGCAAUACAGCCAACACACGAUAAUUAUGUAUUUUUUACUGCCAAGCAGUAGAAACCAAUGAAAUUGACCAGAGCAGAUAUCAUACUGGACUUGCACAUAAUGUAGGCAGCAUGAUUGUGUUCUCUAAAUGUGAUAACUGGUCUGUAGAACUCGGUUAGUGAAUAUACAGCCAGGCCCUAAAGCAGAGUCGCGCGUCCAAGAACGUUGUUUCCAAGGGGUUAGCCUGGCGUUCUUAUUUUUCUGCAAUCUGACUGUGUUCUUAUAGCACGUUCUUUGAAACAAUUCGUAUUGGAUCAUAUGUAUCCCAAAAGUUGCCAGAAAACCAACACCAACGUUCUUAGCAUUACAGGCUGGACGUUCUUGGUCUCCACGUUCUUCGGCGCACGACUCUACUGUAUUAUUUCUCAACAUGACAUCAGGAGACCUAUGUUGCACGCUAAUUGUAUAGUAGCAAUUCACACAAACACACACACACAUAGGCGUUACGUAGCAUUAUAUGUUAAUAAUAGUAUGUAACACAUACCCACACUCUCAUAUAUCGCAAUAAUGUCCUUCCUUAUCAAGGGAAACAUCAUGGAAGCACUGCAAGAACUACACGCAGUGCUAUCACUGAAUGGCAAUACUGAAUACUGUGUAGCAGUUAGCACAGUACUAUCUGGUAGUCACUACGGAUUCACAUGUAUAAAAUAGAAUAAUUAUUAAUUCGA